Cladocopium goreaui is the source of this 3369-nucleotide messenger RNA. NCBI's taxonomy places the organism in Eukaryota, Dinophyceae, Suessiales, Symbiodiniaceae. The record is from the annotation of a GenBank genome assembly.
AUGGUUGGGUUGAUUGCAACGAUUGGUCUUCGCGCUGCCUUGCUGUCAGCCUUCGCAGACGGUUAUCUCGAUGUACACUCGUCGCUACUCUUCUUGAGUGUGACGGGCGGAGGGGUGGCCAUUUCGUUUCUCGUGGCUCUGGUGGUCGAACUUCUAAGCCGCAAACGAGAGAUUGAACUGGUUGGCGAGCGGUUGGCUGACGAUGCACGGGUAAAUCAGCUACAGGCAGAAGAUACACGACGUGCGUUUCAAGCGCUGCUCGACGCUUCAAGUUCCGUGGCGAUCAUCGCCACCGACCUGAACGGAAACGUCACCCUGUUCAACCCCGGCGCCGAACGCAUGUUGGGCUAUUCAUCUGAGGAAGUCGUCGGCAAACAUACCCCCGUGCUCUGGCAUUCUGAGAAAGAGUUGGAAGCCAGAAGAAACGUUUUGGAGAUCGAACGUGGCAAGCGCGUGGAGGGAUUCCAGCUACUGACUGAAUUGCAACCAUUGACCGGCGAAGAAGAACGUGAAUGGACGUACAUUCGAAAAGAUGGCACCACGCUGGUCGUGCAAGUGCGGGUUAGCACGAUCUAUGACAAACACAAUCAACCAACCGGCUACGUAGCGACUGCCACGGAUAUCAGUCGCCGAAAACAGUACGAAAAAGAAUUGCGGCAGGUUAAUGCCGAAACUUGGGCCAUGAAUCAAGAGCUUUUGGCCAUUAGCGAAGUGCAAAACACGUUGAUCGCUUGCCGCACCGAAGCUGAGGUGUCGAAGAUCAUCACGAUGGUGCUCACUCAACAGUUCGGUGCAUACUUUGCCCGAGUGUGGUUGCGGCGGCCUGGGGAUAUUUGCCCUGAGUGCCCAAUGCGGGGGCACUGCACCAUCGGUGGAGAAUGUUUGCAUCUAAUAGAGUCGGCAGGCUAUUACACGCACACCGAUGGCAAUCACCGUCGCAUUCCCGUUGGGGCAUUCAAGAUUGGCCAAAUUGCCAACGAGGCCUCGCCGGUGAUUUGCAACGACAUCGUAAAAGAUGAACGGUUGCACGAUCGCGAGUGGGCGGAAAGUCAUGAACUGCAAUCGUUUGCAGGGUUCCCACUGAUGUCGGGCAGUGAGGUGAUUGGGGUCGUCGCCAUGUUUUCUCAGCAGCGUUUGGCGCCGCACUUGCAGGAAACGUUGUCGAUUCUGACUCGGUUAACGGCCGAAGCCCUUUGCAACGUGCAGCAGUUUGAGGAAUUGCAACAGGCACGAACGCAAGCCGAGGCGGCCAACAUCAGCAAGAGCGAGUUUUUGGCUAAUAUGAGCCACGAAAUUCGCACACCCAUGACUGCGAUCAUGGGAUUUGCCGAAAACCUGGCUGAAAACGUUACCGAUCCGGUUAACGUCGACGCGAUCUCCACGAUCCAACGCAAUGGCGAGCACCUGCUCGACAUCAUCAACGACAUCCUGGACUUGUCGAAGGUCGAGUCGGGCAAACUGAGCGUGGAGUUGGGCCACCACAAACCGUGCGAGAUCGUGGCUGAGGUGCUCUCGUUGGUGAAGAGCAAGGUUGAUUGCUCGCAAUUGAAUCUGGAUGUGACGUGCGUGGGCCCGAUUCCGGAGCAAAUCUGCACCGACCCGACCCGAUUGCGCCAGAUUCUGAUCAACCUUUUAGGUAACGCCAUUAAAUUCACCGAGUCGGGCGAAAUAAAAUUCAUCGCCCGACUGGUUCGCAGUGAAGCUGAGCCACUGCUGCAGUUCGAUGUACUGGAUACCGGCAUCGGUAUGGAUGAGGCGCAGGUCGCUCGCGUGUUUCAACCGUUCUCUCAGGCAGACACGACAACCACGCGUAAGUUUGGUGGCACAGGACUGGGUUUGACCAUCAGCCGACGCCUGGCGCGCAUGCUGGGCGGCGACGUGACUUUGGUCGACACCAAGCCGAAUGGUGGAUCUCACUUUCGCGCUACGGUCGCCACGGGUCCGUUGGAAAAUGUGGCCAUGAUUACGAGACCGCAUCCUCCCGAGACCAGCGGUAACUUCGCCACGCAGAAUCGCCAGAGUUCGAACUGUCUGGACAAAUAUCGCGUGUUGCUGGCCGAGGAUGGGGUCGACAACCAGCGGCUCAUUUCGUUCGUACUUCGCAAAUCCGGAGCCUGUGUCGAUGUGGUAGGCGACGGCCAGCAGGCGGUGGAAAAAGUGACCGACGCCCAAAAGUCUGGAGGCGGGUACGAUGCGAUUCUUAUGGACAUGCAGAUGCCAACGAUGGAUGGAUACGAGGCCACACGAUCGUUGCGUCACUGCGGGUGCGAGAUCCCCAUCAUCGCCCUGACGGCUCAUGCCAUGGCGGGCGAUCGUCAGAAGUGUAUCGCCGCGGGGUGCACCGACUAUCAGACCAAACCGAUUAAUCGGGUGGCAUUGGUGGCCUCGAUCUUGGAACACGAUUUUCGCCAGAGCGUCGAUCAGACGGUCGAUUUCGUCGGGAGUUGUGUAAAGGUGACACGAGACGCGGAGCAGGCGUUGGCCGUUCCACUCGACAAUUGGCACUUCGAUACGAUGCUCGUGUGGCAACCCGGUGAGUUCGCCGAGGCGGUAGCGAGCGUAUCGGGCCAGGGCAUGCGUGUGUUGGCGGAAGCGAUUGAGCCCGAUGUUGUUCAUGAAGUCGAUGGCCGUUGCGACGGCGAGCUUGGAAGCGACGUCGCGGGUUCCCUGCCAGAGGAACUCAUCCUGCCAGCGAUAGUCGGCAUCGGUGAGUGGACGCCCCCAACUGGUCACCACCGGCUGGAUGUCGGCUUGGACUCUCGGGUUCGCAUAAAGAAAGCCAGAACCGAACGGACCGCAAAGCCAUUUGUGGCAACUUGCGGUGUAGAAGUCGCAGUCGAGGGCUGCGAUCUCCAGCGGCUGCAUGGCGAUGGCAUGAGGGCCGUCGAUGCAGGUGGGGAUGUUCCGUUGACGAAGUUCGGGGCACAGCUUCGCCACCGGCAGAACGAUUGCGGUCGGCGAGGUGACAUGACUGAAAACCACGAGACGGGUGCGGUUGUUGGUGUUCGCCAGGAUGGCAUCGCACCAAUCGUCGGAAGCGCGGAUCGGCGUGGGUACUUCGCACACGACGAGCUUGGCCCCCUGCCUUGCACACUCGUGUUCCCAAAUGCGAUGGACCGCACCGUAGUCGUGAUCGGUUACCACCACUUCGUCGCCGGGGCUGAGUGUUACGCUGCGGGCGACCACGUUCAUGGCCACUGUGGAGUUGUCGAGGAACACAAGAUCUUCGGCCGGAGCGUGAACGAACUCAGCCAGUUUGGCGAGACUGGACUCCAGGGCUGGGGCAAGUGCCCUGAGGAAGAAAUCGACCGGUUCGCUUUCGAGUUGCGCUUGCCAUUGUUGCUGGGCCUGCUGAACAACGCGGGGUGA